Engraulis encrasicolus (European anchovy) is the source of this 1018-nucleotide messenger RNA. Its product is annotated as putative N-acetylated-alpha-linked acidic dipeptidase. The transcript has 9 exons. Gene Ontology annotation, molecular function: carboxypeptidase activity. Bases 1 to 993 code for a protein of 330 amino acids. NCBI's taxonomy places the organism in Eukaryota, Metazoa, Chordata, Actinopteri, Clupeiformes, Engraulidae. The record is from RefSeq and is a predicted model, not a curated record.
AUGGUGUUUGCCAGUUGGGACGCUGAAGAGUUCGGAAUGUUGGGAUCCACAGAGUGGGCAGAGGAAAAUGCCAAAGUUCUACAGGAGAGAGCCGUGGCAUACAUCAACGCUGACUCUGCUAUAGAGGGUAUGUACACGUUGAGGGUUGACUGCACCCCCUCUCUCUACACCCUGGUCUAUGACAUCACCAAGAAGAUCUCCAGUCCAGAGCAGGGAGAGGAGGGCACGUCUCUGUAUGACAGCUGGCACAAACGAGACAACUGGACCAACGACAGAGAUGCUCCCAGGAUCAGUAAGCUGGGGUCAGGAAGUGACUUUGAGCCGUUCUUCAUCCGACUGGGCAUCGCAGCAGGACGAGCCAAAUACAUCAAGAACAAGAAGACAGAGCGUUACAGCAACUACCCGCUGUACCACAGUGUUUACGAGACGUUUGAGCUGGUGGGCGGGGCCUAUGACCCCUCCUUCCGCAGGCUACAGGCUGUCGCUCGCGUCAGGGCGGGGCUUAUCUUCCGAUUGGCCAAUGACAGACUCCUCCCCCUGGACUGUGAGGAGUACGCAGCUGCCCUGAAGAAAUACGCCACCAGCAUACGAGACCUGGCACACACACACGCCGAUAUGGCACAGUACAACGUCAGCUUUGAUCCCCUCUUCUCUGCCGUUGAGAACUUCACUACAGCAGCACGAGAAUUCCACCUGCGUCUCAGAAGCCUGGACACCAGCAAUGAGCUAGCUCUGCGUAUGGCUAACGACCAGCUGAUGUAUCUGGAGAGAGCGUUUGUGGAUCCACUGGGCUUACCGGGCCAACCCUUCUACAGGCAUGUGAUCUUCGCCCCCAGUAGUCCUGAAGAGUCGUCGUUUCCUGGUGUGUAUGAUGCCCUCUACAGUCUGAAGAGGGAAGUGCACCCUGCGGAGGCCUGGAGGGAAGUGAAGAGACAACUCAGCAUCGCAACCUUCACUGUACAGGCAGCUGCUAUGACUCUCACACCACCAUGACACACACACACACACACACAUACAC